AAGAAAGCAAAGAAACCAGUUAGAAGAGAAGAUUCGCCUAUUUUGAAAAAGCUUAUCAUGGAAUUGUCCACUCCUAUUCCCCAACAAACUUCUUCUGGUGGUACUAUUUCUUUGCAAACGUUCCCUGAUAUGAAUAUUGACUCGGUUAAUUUUCGUGAAUUAAAUGACAGGAUCAUCAAAGCCGAAGAUGAUAAUAAAAGAACUACUCUAGAGCUGAUCCAUAGCUAUUACUAUUUUGGAAAAGGGUAUAGGUUAUGGUUUGACCAUUAUAAAAAAACAUAUAGUGAUGAUACGUCUAAUUCUCUUGUUAAUGAUAAAAUUC
Messenger RNA from Funneliformis caledonium, 322 nucleotides. The record is from the annotation of a GenBank genome assembly. Lineage: Eukaryota; Fungi; Glomeromycota; Glomeromycetes; Glomerales; Glomeraceae.